AUGGAACCGGAAAACUCAUUACCCCAGGAUGACAACGCUAGUAUAGUCGACUCUGACUCUAGCCACUAUGGCGUCUAUGAUGAACUCACCGAUCGCAUUGACACCCUAUCCCAGUACUUGAUCAUCCUAGGCAACAAAAUCGGCCUAACUGAGCAGACAAUGACCAACCUAAAGGUCCAAAUAAACAACAUCAACCGCCGUCUUGACGAUAUCGAGAAAAAUCUCGAGACCAUCGACCAAGCCGUCAAGGCUCGAGACGCGCAACUCGCAGGCCACGAUACGCAUUUUCUCUACCUUCGUGCCAGCGAGCUAGAGAACAUAUGGGACAAAGUCACCGACCAUAUUCCCCUGGAAGACAUCUACAUCCUGCAGGGAGCGGAUGUUGCGCUCGACAUUCAAGCACUCAAUUUCCUCGAUGAGACAGACCAGCAGCGCUAUGAGGUUGCCCAAGUGGGCUUUGAGAAUUUGUAUGGACUUUCAUUCAAUAAUGAAAACAUACAAAAGAUCACCAAUGCGCCGCCGGAGAUUCGUAAGACGAUCGAUAAACGGGCUAAUUUGAAGUUCUUGCGCGCCUGGAAGUGGUCGUCUGAGACGGAGUAUUUGAUUGAUAAGUGCGAUGGGAUCUUGAAGCGGUGGGAGAAUAAGUUGAAUUGGUAUUAUCCUAAUGUGCAGUUGCGGCAGGAGUAUGAGGAAUUGGAAGAGUUGUAUAUCAACAAGAGCUUGUAG
Messenger RNA from Talaromyces marneffei, 726 nucleotides. RefSeq lists its product as uncharacterized. Lineage: Eukaryota; Fungi; Ascomycota; Eurotiomycetes; Eurotiales; Trichocomaceae. Bases 1 to 726 code for a protein of 241 amino acids. The transcript has a single exon. The record is from RefSeq and is a predicted model, not a curated record.